Cucumis melo (muskmelon) is the source of this 1310-nucleotide messenger RNA. RefSeq lists its product as uncharacterized. The transcript has 2 exons. The coding region runs from base 230 to 1177 and encodes 315 amino acids. The record is from RefSeq and is a predicted model, not a curated record. NCBI's taxonomy places the organism in Eukaryota, Viridiplantae, Streptophyta, Magnoliopsida, Cucurbitales, Cucurbitaceae.
AAGAUGCCCAAAUACAUUCCUAAAGAACUCACAUUUUCCCACAUCACAUAUAAAUGAACACCCUCAUUUCUUCGCUCUCGAAAACUUCUUUCAUCAAAAUUCCCAAAACACAUUAUAUUAUCCACAAACAACCCUCCUUUUCUGUUAUUUCUUCAGUAAAAUCGCUGUAUCUCAAAAGGGUCGCCGAAAAGGUCAAAAUUCGAAAAGGGUAUAUUUGGAGAUCGAAAAAAUGAUGAAAAUUCCGGCGAGAUUUCAGAGGAUGGCCGUGGCGUUUGAGGAGAGCAGCGGCAGCGAGCACUCACCCGCGGCAGAGAGUUGCACUGACUUAUCGGAUCUCGUGAAGUCGUUUAUGGAGAGAGAUUAUUAUUGCGAAGGUGGAGAUGUUUUUGACGAUGAUGGUGGAGGUGCGGCGGAGAAAGUGGAAGACGGAGUCGACGAGUGGUCGCUGUCGGAGGCUUUGGGGAAACUGAGAAGGCUGUUGGGCGGCGGAGAAAGUGAUGAAGAAAUCCGCCGGAAAAUUGUGGCUGAAGCUGAGUUGGCUUGCCGGCUACUUGAGGAGAAGCCCUCUUCUUCCGGAUUUAAACGUAAAUUAAUGACUCAUCUCCGGAAAAAUGGCUAUGGUUCCGGCCUAUGCAAAACCAAAUGGGAAAAAUUUGGACAAUUUCCAGCUGGAGAUUAUGAAUAUGUGGACGUAACUGUUGAUGGAAAUCGCUACAUUGUCGAAGUUUUUCUCGUGGGAGAGUUUGAAAUUGCUCGGCCGACGAGUCAAUACGUGUCACUUCUAAAAGCUUUCCCUCAAAUAUAUGUUGGGAAAGAAGAAGAGCUGAAGAAGAUAGUGAAAGUGAUGUGUAGAGCAAUGAGAGAGUCAAUAAAAAGCAAAGAUAUGCACAUUCCACCAUGGAGAAGAAAUGGGUAUAUGCAAGCUAAAUGGUUUGGUUCAUACAAGAGAACAACAAAUGAAGUCCCAUCCAAAGCACCAUUAUUGUUGAAAUUAGGUCAAAGUCAAAACCCUUUUGCAGCAAAAAGAUCAUCGCUUGGGUUUGAAGCCAAAUUGCCUCUCAAAACUUACCAAUAUUGUAGGGGGGAAUUUGGUAGAAGAAAUAAUAUUAAUAGUAAUGGGAUUAAAGUUGGCCAUUUGAGUGCCGCUUUUGAUGGCCAAGGGAUUGGAAUGUUAUAAAUAUAUAUAUAUAUUGGUAUUAUGGGGUAUGCUGUUUAUUAGGGUUUAAUUUAAUUUAUUCAAAGAGAUUGGGACAUAAAAGCUGGGCUUUAGAGGCAAAAUUGUAUUAUUUAAUUUGGAGCAAAUUUUGGGA